Molecule: messenger RNA, 1080 nt
Organism: Hordeum vulgare subsp. vulgare (domesticated barley)
Lineage: Eukaryota; Viridiplantae; Streptophyta; Magnoliopsida; Poales; Poaceae
Product: protein app1-like
Exons: 1
Coding region: 114-773 (219 amino acids)
Source: RefSeq, a predicted model, not a curated record
CUCCGGUCAUUGCAUCACAAAGCAACACAACAAAAGUAGCCACAUCGCGCUUAGCUGUGCUCCAAGAGAGCUACUAGGCACGUAGUAACCAGCGGUCACGAGCGCGCGCGCCCAUGGCUUCCACCUCGACGAGCUUCGUUGCCAUGGCGCUCCUCAUGGCCGUCAUGCUCAGCACGUGCCAUGCUGCGCGCCUCCUCGCCGACGUCCCCGCCUUGCCCAUACCGACGCUGCCCCCCGUGCCCGUCGUCCCUACAGUCCCCGCCGUGCCAGGCGGCGUCGUUCCCACGGUGCCCACCGUGCCGAACGUCCCGACGGUUCCCACUGUGCCAGGCAUACCGACGGCGCCCACAGUUCCCACCGUGCCCGGCGUACCGGCAAUACCCACGGUGCCAGGUGUGCCGGCGGUACCAGUACCUGGAGCCGCCGUGCCAACCAUCCCGGCGGUUCCCACUGUGCCAGGCGUGCCGACGGUGCCGCUGCCGGCAGUACCCGGCGCCGCUGUGCCGACCGUGCCCACUGCGCCGAGCGUGCCGAUGGUUCCCACAGUGCCGGGCGUGCCGGCGUUGCCGAUGCCGUCCGUCCCCGGCGUGCCUAACGUGCCGCUGCCGCCUAUGCCGUCCAUCCCCGACCUGCCCAAGGUGCCACUGCCGCCGAUGCCGUCCGUCCCCGACCUGCCCAAGGUGCCAUUGCCUCCGAUGCCGUCCGUUCCUGGCGUGCCCAAGGUGCCACUGCCGCCGACGCCGUCUGUUCCCGGUGUGCCGGCCGUGCCAUAGUUCCUUGCACCUCCACCAUCGACGGACUAGACGUACGUACGUGCCCACGACCGUGCAUGCACGAUUCACGAGUGUGAUGAAACUGCAAGGAUCCAACCAUGCAUAAACCAUAUGGUUACUUUAACUUGAUAGUAUUCGUUUGAGCAGCACCUGUGUCUGCGUGCAAGUAAAAAAGUACCCACUUGUUUACGUGUGUCGUAUCUUUUCGAUUGGUGCGUGUGGUGUGGAUGUGUGUACUUUAUGCUUGUACAUUUAUGUGGUGCAAGACCUUCUAUGUGUAGGCAAAAAAGGGGUAUUGCUCCAUUUA